UGUACAUGACUCAUAGUCUCAAGUAGCUACUUGCAAUUGAUAAGUAGAUGCAGCAAGAUGAGAGCGUUGACUGUUUGCCUGUGGAUACUGCACCUGUUGUUGAGUGGCACUACUGGUAUACCUACUUGCACUUAUGAUGGAGAUUAUGUGAUGCCCUCUUCCGAUGAAGUGCAGCUGCAAGUUGAUUGCCAUAGUAACCGGUCGGAUGUGUACUGGACCGUUGAGGCUAAUUCUGGAAGUGGGGAAAUCCUCAUUGAUUAUCAAUGUUCUAACGAUACACAGUUGAGUUACACAACUCUCCGCUCCACAAGGUUAAAAAGGAUCACUCUUGGUGGAAAAAAUUACAAAAUGUACGAAUAUGGGAAUGUCACCCAUCUGGUUUCCAAUGCCGUACUGCAGGAGAACACAACACUUGUGUGUCAUUAUUUUGGGUGCUUUAAGGACGACGACUAUUUCUACCCAUUUGAUGCUGUCAGUUGCACAUUUGGCGAGGAAGCUACUCCUAUAGUGGGACUGUCCCCUACAUCCACCACCCCAGCACCACCACUCUCUCUCCCCACGCCCUCAACCAGUGUUUCCUCUAGUGCAAUGAAUGCUGAGCUUGCAAUAGAUGCCACAGCUGUAACCAAACAUACCUUUCAACUGUUGAGCACCCCUCCCCCGUCUCCAUUAGCUACUACUACGUUUGUUACACCAGGCUCAAGCUCAGUGCAUGGGCAGCCCAGAAAAGGUCAUCCCAGCUCAACAACAGAGCAAACUUUGUCUGGCCAGUCUGUAUCCAGAUUCUUGGAAACUCCAGUGCCAUACAACCCAGCAAACCUCAGUUCAGCCCCUUCCCCGUCUCCAUUAGCUACUACUACGUUAGUUGCACCAGGCUCAAGCUCAGUGCAUGGGCAGCCCAGAAGAUAUCAUCCCAGCUCAACAACAGAGCAAACUUUGUCUGGCCAGUCUGUAUCCAAAUUCUUGGAAACUCCAGUGCCAUACAACCCAGCAAACCUCAGUUCAGAUAUACUGAUGAAGGUGUGGGUGGCAGUGGUGUGCGUGGCUCUAGCCUUCGUGAUCAUUGGAGGUGUCUUGAUACUCAUAGUGAUCAGGAAAUACUACUUGAGGCUCUACAGAGAGUAUCACUAUCCACUCAAAGUCAUUCCUGGCUUAAAUGAUGACCACAAGAUUGACCUUGAUUUCUCCCCUGUGAUGGUACUGGACCACCCCCAACUAUCGCGCUCUCCGUCAGCCUACUCCACAUUCACAAUACUGGACAAAUUUGGCCAAUCUCCACCUGAAACCCCAAAAGCCGUAUCCAUGACAUCAUUGCAAAGACAAUACCUCUAUGAUAUGACAAAUUCUCUGGAGCUCGAGUUACCUGGGCAGGAAUUUAAGAACACGUUUCCGAGAUAUGGUUCACUGCACUUUGCUUGUUUGGACGGUAGAGAUUAUGUACAGCUGUACCCGAACGAUGCGAGUGGGUUUAGUGGCUCAGAUAUGCACUCGUAUUUCUCUGUAUCUCAACUGGCAGAUCAAGAGGGUAUAACACAAGAUGAGCUAAAUAUCGAAGAUUCUUCUGUAGUGAACAAAUUGAAUGUGCAAGAGAAUAAUCAUAUUAAUGUGAUAGAUCUUGAGUUUUCAUCAAAUGACCGAGACAAUUUAAGCUCAUUUUGUCCACUUGCAGAGGUUGCUGUCAGUUUGUCAUCGAUUGAAGACCAUCACACGGAUGCAACCAUGCAUGACUGUGAAACUCAAUGUACUAUGCCUGAUAGAUAGCUUAUGUAUAUGAUGGACACUAAUUUUAAUGUCAACAUUCUUGGGUUACCCCAUAUAUAUACCAUUUUGGAGCUUUA
Molecule: messenger RNA, 1838 nt
Organism: Halichondria panicea
Lineage: Eukaryota; Metazoa; Porifera; Demospongiae; Suberitida; Halichondriidae
Exons: 11
Coding region: 58-1761 (567 amino acids)
Source: RefSeq, a predicted model, not a curated record